UUUUUUUUGCGCCGACUCAGUUCUGCAGCUAGAACAAGAAGAAGCUUGUCGGUGGUGCCUGCUGGACUUGCACAUCUUGUUUGAUCGUUUAUUUGUUCGCGUUUGCGCCCCUCUCGACUUCGAACCGAGGUGUGUGUAUAUACCACACCGCACGGUAAACUCUGUUCUGUUGGUUUCUCAAACUCGAAUCGGAGCAUCUGCCGCUUACCAUCAGCUCAGACUCAGAAAAAAUGCCAAUGGCUUGUGUUCCGGACGUCAUCCAAAAGACGACGACUCCAUCUCUCGCUCCAGUCAUUCUUGCUGCGAAUGCGACCUCUCAGUGGUAUGCCAACCACAGACAUAGACAAUGGAUGAAGAAUCCCGGAGCCAGAUUCAAGCCAACAUCCUCCAGCUGCCAUUUUGGCCGACGUGGUGACUCUUAUUCAUCCCUGAAGCUUGAAGUAUCUUCAAGAGAUGCGGAACUUCAGCGUAAACCUGUCUCGCGAUCUUCGGUUGCUCCGGCAUCAUUUUUUGGGACUGGAAGGGACGAAAGUGAAGGGCCACGUAAAGUUGUCCUCGUGAAGCUGCGAAAGCGCUGCUGCCCAAGGGCGUACAUGGACUUCCCAUACAGAAUCCCCUAUCCGGAGGUCACGAAGAAGCCAGAGUGGUGGUGGAGGACUUUGGCAUGCGUCCCUUACUUGAUGGCUCUGCAGUUAUCGGACGCCGCCUUCUUUUUCCAGCCUCUGAUGGAGCGCUAUGAACAGUUUGAAUUCUUGAGUUACUAUAUCCCGGGAGCGAUUAGGAGGCUCCCGAGCUGGUUCUUGAUGGUCUAUUGUUUUGCUCUCUACGUCGGAGUCGUGAGGAAUAAGCAGUGGCCCCACUUCUUCAGGUACCAUGUGAUGAUGGGGCUGUUGUUGGAGAAUGUGUUGCAGAUAGUGUGGCAUGUGAGCAACUUCAUGCCGCUGAUAAACUACCAGGGGACGUUCGGGAUGCAGUACUGGGCAAUGGUGGGUUUCACCUACAUCAUUCUCUUGCUGGAGUGCGUGAGAAGUGCCCUUGCCGGCAUGUACGUGAGCAUCCCUUUCAUUAGCGAUGCUGCGUACCUGCAUACCCCAUACACUAGAGGAGAUUCAUGAUUUGGUAUACUCGGACACAAAGCAAGGCUAGCUGAAGAAUCGUGGAAGCUAUUGUUCAUAUGUUCAUAAUUCAUAUACAUGAGCUAUUAUUCAUAGGUUCUCUAUUCGGUUUCUUGAUAGAUAUCAGUUGAUUCUAGCUUUCUGUUAUCCAUUCUACGUGUCGUUUCCAGUGGAAGAGUAAUUACUAUCCUGUAAACUAUAGAGUUCAUCCCGAAUGCGGUACCUUGCCUUCAUAAAAAUAGGAUAGACAGUUCAAUUGAUAUUUACUGGAGAUACAGAGUAUGUCGUCCUUGUGGCCAUCCUUGAGUUAUUCGGUUAAUAAAACACGACAUAGCAGCCAUAUUUAUACGUCUCUCCUGAUCUUCCUUGUGCUUGUAUGUACAUAUCUGACAUGGCAAUGAAUCUGUUAAGAGAGGGAAAGGGGAAGUUGAGUGCAUCUUCAACCUUGGAAAUGACCGUGUUCACUGCGGCUUUGGCUGCUGCUGCUAAUGUCGAUCUUCUCCCGGU
Punica granatum (pomegranate) is the source of this 1622-nucleotide messenger RNA. The record is from RefSeq and is a predicted model, not a curated record. Lineage: Eukaryota; Viridiplantae; Streptophyta; Magnoliopsida; Myrtales; Lythraceae.